AAAAUAAUAAAAAUGAGAGUCAAUCGCGGAAAAAAAAUAUCUCGUCCAGCGCGAAAUGUUAAUCUCGUGCUGUAUGCAAUGAAAAAUUUGGGCGAGGAAAAUGGCAGUACUGUUAAUAACAUCAUCGAGUAUAUUUCGGAUACUGUUGAGUAUCCUGCUUCUAAGCGCGAGGUGGUGGCAGCGCUGAAGCGGGGGGUUGAAUUCGGAAUAAUGGAUCGAAAGCGCGGGCGGUAUUUCCUGCCGGGAGAAAAACGUCGUAUAAAUUUAUCAGGCGGCAAUCGUCAGGAUAGCUCUAGCGGGAAAAGUGAGAGCAACGUUAGCACCGUGGAUGCCAGAGCUACCGGAAGGUCCAGAGUCUCAGAGCGGGGUCAUCGGUUUAAAUCCCGAAAUACCGAUAAAACAAAGCGAGAAGGUGGCGGAAAAUCCAAGGAUUCCUCCCGUCGUAAAAGUAAGCCCAAGAGGAAACCCAAACAAAAGUCAAAAUCCGUCAAGCGGACGAGAUUUGCACGGUCACUAAAGUCUUACGACCUGUCGGACUACUACAAGAACCCCUCGUACCGAGCAUCCGGGGUCUCCUCCAUUGAUUCGAUGGAAUACUGGGAGGACGAGGGACCCGACGGUUACUCCCGGCCAAGCUACAUCAAUUAG
This is a messenger RNA of Cotesia congregata, 648 nucleotides long. The record is from the annotation of a GenBank genome assembly. NCBI's taxonomy places the organism in Eukaryota, Metazoa, Arthropoda, Insecta, Hymenoptera, Braconidae.